AUGUCUCUUCAAAAGUUGCCCAUCGAUAAGGUCGAUUUGAAGGAUAAACGAGUUCUAAUUCGCGUAGACUUCAACGUUCCCAUUAAAGAUGGAAAGGUUAGCAGCACUCAACGAAUUGUUGCUGCCGUGCCGACGAUCAAGGUAGGAUACGAUUCUCUGCUUAAAAAAGAUGGGGUCUUAUUACGAAAUGAUAUUUAUCAUGUCUGAUUCCUUGUGUUUCAGUAUGCCCUAUCGAAUGGAGCCAAGUCUGUAGUCCUUAUGAGUCACCUGGGCCGUCCAGAUGGGCGAAGACAAGAGAAAUACAGCAUGGGUCCAGUCGUUGGAGAGCUGGAGAAGCUGUUAGAAAAGUGAUUAAUUCGUUAUUUGUAACAUAUAACAUCUCUGGUUUUUAGAAAGGUCAUCUUCCUGAAGGAUUGCGUGGGAGAAGCGAUCGAGAAGGAGACUGCUAAUCCUGAAGCUGGUUCUGUUAUUCUUCUUGAGAAUUUGAGAUUCCAUUUGGAAGAAGAGGGAAAGGGAGUUAACGAGGCUGGAGAAAAGGUGAGAAGACGAUCGAUUAUUAUUUCGUUGUUACUUAGGUUAAAGCAAAGCCUGAAGCUAUUGAGGCGUUCAGAAAGUCCCUUUCUAAGCACGGUGAUGUCUACGUCAACGAUGCGUUCGGAACUGCUCAUCGAGCUCACAGGUAAUGGUCGUUUCGUGUUUUACUGGUCGGAUGGUAUGAUGUUGACCGUUUCCCUGAUUUAGUUCAAUGGUUGGAGUCGACCUUCCGCAAAAGGCUUCAGGAUUUUUGCUGAAGAAGGAACUCGAGUAUUUCGCCAAGGCCCUGGAGUCUCCUGAACGUCCAUUCUUGGCUAUCCUUGGAGGAGCGAAGAUUGCCGACAAGAUCCCGUUGAUUCAAAACUUGUUAGAGAAGGUGAACGAGCUCAUUAUUGGAGGUGGCAUGGCCUUUACCUUCCUAAAGGUUCUUGAUGGAAUGACAAUUGGAAACUCGCUUUAUGACGAGGAAGGUUCGAAGAUUGUCAAAGAUCUUGUCCAGAAGGCCAAAGACCGCAAUGUCCAGAUUCAUUUACCCGUCGACUUUGUAUGCGGCGACUCAUUUUCCGCUGAUACCCCGGUUAGUCAAGCUGAUGUCAAGAGUGGUAUUCCUGACGGGAAGAUGGGACUUGAUAUCGGUCCAGAGACCGCCAAGAAGUUCCAGGAAGUUGUAAGAAGAGCGAGAACUAUCGUUUGGAAUGGACCAUCCGGAGUAUUCGAAUUUGAGAACUUCUCCAAGGGAACCAGAGCUCUCCUUGACGCCGUGAUCGAUGCUACUCAACAGGGGGCUACUACUAUUAUUGGCGGAGGAGAUACCGCCACUGCAGUUGCCAAGUGGGGAGCCGAAGACAAGGUUAGCCACGUUUCUACCGGUGGAGGAGCUAGUCUCGAACUAUUGGAGGGCAAAGUGCUUCCCGGUGUACAAGCCCUUUCCAACGCCUAA
Messenger RNA from Bursaphelenchus xylophilus (pine wood nematode), 1474 nucleotides. The record is from the annotation of a GenBank genome assembly. Lineage: Eukaryota; Metazoa; Nematoda; Chromadorea; Rhabditida; Aphelenchoididae.